Messenger RNA from Fusarium mangiferae, 1437 nucleotides. RefSeq lists its product as uncharacterized. Gene Ontology annotation, molecular function: L-phosphoserine phosphatase activity; magnesium ion binding. The transcript has a single exon. Bases 1 to 1437 code for a protein of 478 amino acids. Gene Ontology annotation, cellular component: cytoplasm. The record is from RefSeq and is a predicted model, not a curated record. NCBI's taxonomy places the organism in Eukaryota, Fungi, Ascomycota, Sordariomycetes, Hypocreales, Nectriaceae. Gene Ontology annotation, biological process: dephosphorylation; L-serine biosynthetic process.
AUGGCAGACCAGACAAGUCCCACCAAACAGAAUGUCACACGGCCGCAGCUGGGUUCCAUGAGGAGCAGCUCUUACCUUAGUGAUCACCAGGAGUACCGCCCUCCUCGACCAGACUCAGCUCGACAGGAUCAGCUGUUCCACGGCAUCGACACCGUUAUAGAGGAUACCAGCAACUCACCCGUUCCCCAGACAAGGCCUAUCUUGCCCUUCAAUGGCAUCCCUUCUGAGGAGAACCCCCCCACCGUCGUAGACAGUGGACUGAGCCACUCGUACUCUCACCCCAAUUGCGCUCCCAGAGCUGGUGAGAAGUCGGAUCGUCUUAUCGCGACCCUUUUCUAUAAGCCGAGGGGCGAGGACCAGGGCUCCAGAUCUCCCGUCAAAACCACCUUUGCAGACAGUAACGAGUCUCUGCCCGCCAAUCUGGCCCCGACAACUGAUCCCAACGUGUAUCCUCUGGAGCCGCCAACUCAAGAGUCAGAGCAGCUCGACCACAUCUAUGGUUCCUAUAUCUCACCUCUAUGCAUCACCUCAUUCCUCCACCUCAUGUCUUCAUUCCCUCUUCCUCAGGACGCAGAUGAGCCUCACUCCUCUCAUCGAUGUUUGGAUAACCAAGAGCAACCGCGCAUUGUUGAGCUCACGCUCUCUCCUACGCCAUCACCUGAAUAUCUGAGCCUGGAUGACCUGAGAAAGCAUGAGAUGAUCUACCGAUUUGAGCAGGAAUGGAACGUCGAUGUGGUCCUUCAGCGGGACACAGUAUGGAGACGCCAUCCUCGACUUGUGGUUUUUGAUAUGGACAGCACACUCAUCACUCAAGAGGUGAUUGACCUUUUGGCUGACCAUGUCAAGGAUCCCCCAGAUCUGGCUGCGCGAGUUGCCGAGAUUACACACCGUGCCAUGAUGGGUGAGCUGGAAUUCGAGGCUUCUUUCCGCGAACGAGUUGCUCUUCUGAAGGGCCUCCCUGCCAACCUGUUCGAAGGCCUGCGACCAGUAUUGGACGUCACCAAGGGCGUACCAGAGUUGAUCAAGGCCUUCAAGCGACUGGGUGUCAAGACAGCUGUUCUCUCAGGCGGUUUCCAGCCCUUGACAGGAUGGCUAGCUGGCCAACUGGGCAUUGAUUACGCCCACGCGAACCAUGUUGUUAUUCAGGACGGCAAGUUCACGGGCGAGGUUGAGGGGGUUAUUGUGGGAAAGGAGCGGAAGAGGGAUCUCCUCGUUGACAUUGCUGCCAAGGAGGGCAUUGAUCUGUGUCAGGUCAUUGCUGUUGGCGAUGGCGCUAACGACUUGCUCAUGCUGGACAAGGCAGGUCUGGGAGUUGCAUGGAACGCAAAGCCUCGUGUUCAGAUGGAAGCUAACGCCCGCCUGAACGGAGAGAGCCUCUUGGAUCUCCUGUACCUUCUUGGAUUCACCUCCGAAGAGAUUGAUGCGUUGGUUGUUUAG